Messenger RNA from Stylonychia lemnae, 699 nucleotides. Lineage: Eukaryota; Ciliophora; Spirotrichea; Sporadotrichida; Oxytrichidae. The record is from the annotation of a GenBank genome assembly.
AUGGGCCUAAGCUUAAAAGAGUUUGAGCAAAGAUAUAAAGAUAUUAUGGAGUUUUACUACAUUGAUUCCCCACAUGAUUGUCCAGAGGAACCAGAUAAGUAUUAUGUAAGCAAGGGAUUUUAGCCUCCUUAUAAAUCAUGGCUGACCUUUGGUUCUUGGAGAUCAAAUAGUUCUGAUGACCCAGAAGAGUAGAAAGCACCUAAUGUAGUAACUGGAAUUGAUGUGUCUGCCUAAGUAGUCUUUAAAGAGAUGGAAGCCAAUGGACCUUUUGACGGAGUAAUCGGAUUCAGCUAAGGAAACAUAUUUUUCAGACAUUUUUACAGAUUAACUAUGGCCAUAGAUCCAGAAAACUUAAAGCCUCCCUGUGAGAUGCCAAAGUUUAUAAUCUCAUUUGCUGGUCCAGUUUUUAGGCAUAUGCAAAUCGGCUAUAAGGAUAAAAUGUACUCACAAGAGGGCUUUUCCUUUCCUUUGGAAUCGAUUCAUAUCUAUGGUAAAAAGGACAUAUUUCGUGAAUCCAUGAUUGAAUCAUAAUUCUACUUGAAGCCUGUAAUAGUUGAUCAUGAGGAAGGCCACAAAAUACCUAAGGACUUUUCAGAAGAACACUAAUAAAUGAUAAAUGAGUUUAUAAGAAAGCAGUACAUAAACAAAUUUGGAGAUGACGUUGGCUUUAAAGUUAAUGACCUCAGUACAAAGUUAUGA